AUGUCAGGCUACAUUCUAACUGCUGGUGGAUGUUUGUAUCCAACAGCGCCGUGUGGGUCAUGGACUUGCGGUGUGCGGAGGGCCUGUGUCUGGAGGGUCAACCCUCACCGUGGCCCGGAGGCUCCGUGCUGCUUACGAGGAGAGAAUUUAUCAUUGAAGAGAACGGUCGAGGAAAUUAACUACCAGCUAGACUAUGUGGAGGUCCGCUUCCACGAGCAGUCGGCCGCCCUCGAGGAGCUGGAGAAGGAGCACCGCCUGCUGCAGGAGAGUCACAAGACAACCCUGCUCGCCCUCGCGGACCUCAUGGCACGGCACGACGACCUGGUGCGGCUUCACGAGGAGGAGGUGCGGCGCAGCGCUCGCCUCGUCGCGUGCGUGCAGAGGAUGCAGCAUGACAGCUCCUACAUCAGCUCUUCAGCUUCAACCUCAUCGAGGACCACACUGGAGUUAUCAUCAGAAGGGGAUUGA
Messenger RNA from Frankliniella occidentalis (western flower thrips), 468 nucleotides. RefSeq lists its product as uncharacterized. The coding region runs from base 1 to 468 and encodes 155 amino acids. Lineage: Eukaryota; Metazoa; Arthropoda; Insecta; Thysanoptera; Thripidae. The transcript has 3 exons. The record is from RefSeq and is a predicted model, not a curated record.